CAGAGAAAUUCCCAAUUUCCCGACUUGGUUUUCGAUAUUCAGUAAAAAAAAAACCCUAACCUGUUUGCCUGUUAGGAGUUCGUAGUUUUGUUCCCCGUUAAUCCAGCAUCCGUUUCUGAGGAGUUAUGGAGCUGAAAAGUGUUAAUGGGAUGAGGAGUUAUGGAGACGGGGCUACUUGGCGGAGAGGAGAAUUGUUGGGCAAAGGAAGCUGUGGUUGUGUUUUCAUGGCGGCUCUGAAGAAGCCCAGAUCCAAGUAUAGCUGUCUUCCAUCAGUGCUGGCUGUGAAAUCUGCAGAGGUUUCUGCUUCGGGUUCAAUACAGAAGGAGCGGGAGGUUCUCGACAGAAUAAAGGGCAACCCCUACGUUAUCAGAUGCUUCGGGGAGGAGACCACAACGGGGGAGAAUGGUGAUAUGAUUUAUAAUUUGCUUUUGGAGUAUGGCUCGGGCGGAACCCUAGCGACGAGGAUCAAGAAGAAUUCAGAGGGGAACAACAAGGGAUUGCCUGAAUUGGAGGUGAGGUUUCACACUAGGUCUUUACUUAGAGGGUUGAUUCAUAUCCAUAUGAUUGGCUACGUUCAUUGUGAUUUGAAGCCAGACAAUGUCUUAUUGCUGCCUAGUCCUAGAGAGGUUGGGGGUGUUAAGUUUAGGGCGAAAAUUGGGGAUUUUGGACUGGCAAAGAGGGGUAAACAGAGCAAGAAGAGGAGAUUGGAGCCUUACUGGAGGGGUACCCCUAUGUAUUUGUCACCCGAGGUGGUCAAGGAUGGUGUCCAAGAAGCUCCUUGUGAUAUAUGGGCUCUUGGGUGUGUCGUGCUUCAGAUGCUAACUGGCGAGCCACCGUGGGCCGAGGACCCAAAGCUAGAAGCCAAAGAGGUUCUUGCAAAGAUUAAGGAAGGGAAAACUCCUAAGAUCCCUUGUGAGAUAUCUAAGGAGGCAAGGGAUUUUCUGAAGGGGUGUUUCGUGAAGAAAGAUAUGUAUAGACUGACAGCAGAAAUGCUACUGAACCACCCGUUUGUACAAGGGUUGGUUGAUGAUGACGAUGGUGAUGAUUAUUGGCACUUUGAAGGGGCCGAAACGGUUGGGGAUAUAAAUGUGAUUGAUAGCAUUUCCUUAUCAACCGAUGUUGGUGAGGAUGAAGAUGAUGAUGAUUCCAUGUACACUCGGUCUUUGUCAGAUGAAGACGAUAAUCAUAGAGACACAUCAUCCUGUAAUGAAGGAACAAUCGAAGGCGAAGAAAAUCUGAAUCUUCUAAUCCCCAUUACUGAUGCUUGUUUUGAUACUUCUAGUGAUACAUUAUUGGAAGUUCCUUGCCAUGCUAGACAUAAGUAUGCAUUUGACUAUACCAUUAGUGCAGGAGUUUAAGAGCAUUAAAGGUGAGCUGCAGUGUCAGUAUUGCUGAGAUAUAGAGUAAAAAAUAUGUCAUUGAUCAUAGAUUCAUUGAUCAUUCCUAGGUCUUGUUCAUUCUUUGAAAUUUCUUCAUCAAAUGUAGUAAUAAAUAAUAUUAUGAAAUACAGAGCAUAAGAUUCU
Molecule: messenger RNA, 1523 nt
Organism: Cuscuta campestris
Lineage: Eukaryota; Viridiplantae; Streptophyta; Magnoliopsida; Solanales; Convolvulaceae
Source: the annotation of a GenBank genome assembly